UUUGCCGAAUGACCCUAGCAAGUUGCCCCAACAGAAAUAAGAGGAAGAUUUAAUGAGGAAUGCAGAGGUUAUAUAUUUUAAAUAUUUGUAAUUUAUUGCCUUCGUAAAAGAAAUUGAUGAGAAUGGAUCAAACCCCAAGCACAACUUCUGAAACGUCUCGUAAGAAACCUCCAGUUUGUCUGUUAGUAUUGGGAAUGGCAGGAAGCGGUAAAACAUCUCUAGUCACUAGAUUAGCGGAUCCGGCUGGUAGCAAUAAGCCCUAUGUGAUUAAUUUAGAUCCUGCUUGUAUUAACUUGCCAUACUCCGCCAAUAUAGACGUAAGAGAUACUGUCAAUUACAAACAAGUGAUGAAACAGUAUAAAUUAGGACCCAAUGGAGCCAUUGUCACUUCUUUAAACUUGUUUUCAACAAAAUUUCCGGAAGUUAUGGGAUUUAUUGAGAAAAUACCAAACGAAUUUUGUGUAUUAGAUACUCCCGGCCAAAUUGAAGUUUUUGCAUGGUCUGUAUCAGGGUCAAUUAUAACUGAGGCUUUGGCGUCAAGUUUUCCAACAGUGAUCCUUUAUGUGGUGGAUUGCGUCAGGAGUACUGCUCCAGUCACGUUUAUGUCCAAUAUGCUCUAUGCUUGUUCAAUUUUGUACAAAACGCGACUGCCUUUUAUAGUUGUCAUGAAUAAAGUAGAUAUAGUAGAUUACUCAUAUGCAAAAGAUUGGAUGACUGAUUUUGAAAGUUUCCAUGAAGCUUUGGAGGCCGAUGAAAGUUAUAUAAGUAAUUUAACAAGGUCUAUGGCUUUGGCACUAGAUGAGUUCUACAAAAAUUUAAAGGUUUGUGGAGUUAGCGCUGCAACAGGACAAGGAAUGGAAGAGUUACAUAAACUGGUAGAACAAUGUAGAAUUGAAUAUGAAAAUGAAUAUCGCGAUGAAUGGGAGAAAAUUAAAGCUCAGAGUGAAAAGAAAAAAAAAGAGAAGGAAAAGCAAAAAAGUGAUGACCUGAAGGAAUCUUUGUUGACAGUGGUGCCAUCUGGUGCCGAACUUUCUGACGUUUACCUACGUCAUGGGGAUAGUAGUGAAGAUUCUGAGGGAGAGGAAGAACCAUUCACACCCGAAGUAGACUUGGAGGAAGAAAACACUUUCAGGAAGGUGUUGCAACAACAAAAAGAAAUGCAGUUGAAAAGAGCAAGGGAAGCAGAUGAAAAGAAAAAGGCAAAAGAAGCUUGUGGAUAAUGUUUUAUUUUUUGUUUUUAAUAAUUAUUAAAGAACAUAUGUGGA
Messenger RNA from Cylas formicarius (sweet potato weevil), 1265 nucleotides. RefSeq names its product GPN-loop GTPase 1. Gene Ontology annotation, molecular function: GTPase activity. The transcript is spliced from 4 exons. Bases 117 to 1220 code for a protein of 367 amino acids. Lineage: Eukaryota; Metazoa; Arthropoda; Insecta; Coleoptera; Brentidae. The record is from RefSeq and is a predicted model, not a curated record.